AUGGAACUGGGGGUGUCAGCUGUAAGGGGAGGCAGGAAGAAGCAUCUUGCUGAUAGUGGCUCUCUGCUGUCAUCACCAGGCGUGGGCUUCACAGUCAUUCUUAUCUCCUUCUACGUGGGCUUCUAUUACAACGUCAUCAUCGCCUGGGCCUUGCACUAUUUCUUCUCCUCCUUCACCAUGGAGCUCCCGUGGAUCCACUGUAACAACACCUGGAACAGCCCCAACUGCUCUGAUGCCCACACCAGCAACUCCAGUGACAGCACCAGCCUCAAUGAUACCUUUGGUACCACGCCUGCUGCAGAGUACUUUGAGCGUGGCGUGCUGCACCUCCACCAGAGUAGUGGUAUUGACAACCUGGGCCCUCCUCGAUGGCAGCUCACAGCUUGCCUUGUACUGGUGAUCGUCCUGCUCUACUUCAGCCUCUGGAAGGGAGUGAAGACCUCAGGAAAGGUCGUGUGGAUCACAGCCACCAUGCCCUACGUGGUCCUUACCGCCCUGCUCCUGCGCGGGGUCACCCUCCCUGGCGCCAUCGAUGGCAUCAGAGCUUACCUGAGCGUGGACUUCUACCGGCUCUGUGAGGCAUCUGUGUGGAUAGACGCUGCCACGCAAGUGUGUUUCUCCCUGGGCAUCGGCUUUGGGGUGCUGAUUGCAUUCUCCAGUUACAAUAAGUUCACCAACAACUGCUACAGAGAUGCCAUCAUCACCACCUCCAUCAACUCUCUGACGAGCUUCUCCUCUGGCUUUGUUGUCUUCUCCUUCCUGGGGUACAUGGCACAGAAGCACAGCGUGCCCAUCGGGGACGUGGCUACAGACGGGCCGGGGCUGAUCUUCAUCAUCUACCCUGAGGCGAUUGCCACGCUUCCACUGUCCUCUGCUUGGGCUGUGGUUUUCUUCGUCAUGCUUCUCACUCUGGGGAUCGACAGCUCUAUGGGUGGCAUGGAAUCCGUGAUCACUGGACUCAUUGACGAGUUCCAGCUGCUGCAUCGGCACCGGGAGCUCUUCACGCUUGGUAUCGUUCUGGCCACCUUCCUGCUCUCUCUCCUGUGCGUCACCAACGGGGGCAUCUAUGUCUUCACACUGCUGGAUCACUUUGCAGCCGGCACAUCCAUCCUCUUUGGUGUACUCAUCGAGGCCAUCGGGGUGGCCUGGUUCUAUGGGGUCCAGCAGUUCAGCGAUGACAUCAAGCAGAUGACAGGACAGAGGCCCAGCCUGUACUGGCGACUGUGCUGGAAACUGGUCAGCCCCUGCUUCCUCUUGUUUGUGGUCGUGGUCAGCGUCGUGACCUUCAGGGCCCCCCACUAUGGAACCUAUAUCUUCCCAGACUGGGCCAAUGCCCUGGGCUGGGCCAUCGCUACAUCCUCCAUGGCCAUGGUGCCCAUCUAUGCCACCUACAAGUUCUGCAGCCUGCCGGGGUCCUUUCGAGAGAAACUGACCUACGCCAUCACACCCGAAAGGGAUCGCCAACUCGUGGGCAGAGGGGAGGUGCGCCAGUUCACGCUGCGCCACUGGCUCCUGGUAUAGACUGGAUGGAGAC
This is a messenger RNA of Castor canadensis (American beaver), 1534 nucleotides long. NCBI's taxonomy places the organism in Eukaryota, Metazoa, Chordata, Mammalia, Rodentia, Castoridae. The record is from RefSeq and is a predicted model, not a curated record.